AUGCUUGUUGACCUAAACGUUCCGUGGCCACAAAAAACGUUUGGGGACACCCCAACUGCGUCUCAAAUUCAAAAUGUUUCUUCUACUUUGGAAACUCUGCAUACGCUAGGAUACACCCACGUCGCCCUAAAUUUCACGGUCCAUCAUACAGACAAGUUCCCCUCAUCCCCCAAAGAGUUGAACCCCAUUAAAAUCGACGAGAACUUUGGAGGGUUGAUGAAAGCGACAGGCCUCAAGAUAUAUUCACGUAUCACUCUUAUCGUCGACGAUCCUUCGAAAGGACAAUCUCUAUCCAAAAUAUCUCAGGCGUUCGAUAUCGUUGCUGCGAUGCCGGUAAGUGAAAGAGCCCUCACGCUAGCCACGACGAAUCUUGAUAUUGAUAUUCUGACAUUUCAAUACAAACAACGGCUGCCGGCGUACCUGAAACACAAAAGCAUAUGCAGUUGCGUCGCUCGUGGCGUAAAGCUAGAGAUAGUGUACGCCAAUGCACUCAGGGAUAUGCAGUCUCGUCGUCAGUUUAUUCAAAACGUCAAAAGCGUUAUCAGAAGCUCCAGAUCCCGCGGUAUCGUAAUUAGCAGUGGCGCAGAAAGACCUUUAGAAUGCCGGAACGUGCUCGGAGUCACGAGCUUGAUAAAGUUUCUUGGACUUGACAGCGACAAGUGUUCUAAAGCUAUGACGGACCUGCCGGCUCUAGUUUUGUUGAAUGGUAGGCUGCGCACCAAGAGCUACAAACAAACGGUUGUUGUGGGAGGGGGAAGCGAUACUGACAUAGUAAACGAAACUGAAACAAUUGAUAAGGAAAAACUAGUCAAGAUCGUCAAGCGUCCACACAGCCGAGCUGAGUCUGAAUCGGGCAGCGUAGCUAAAAAGGCCAAGGUAUAG
This is a messenger RNA of Lachancea thermotolerans CBS 6340, 882 nucleotides long. It is a transcript of the gene RPP1, whose product is annotated as RNA-binding RNA processing protein RPP1. Gene Ontology annotation, cellular component: nucleolar ribonuclease P complex. The record is from RefSeq and is a predicted model, not a curated record. Gene Ontology annotation, molecular function: RNA binding. The coding region runs from base 1 to 882 and encodes 293 amino acids. Gene Ontology annotation, biological process: tRNA processing. NCBI's taxonomy places the organism in Eukaryota, Fungi, Ascomycota, Saccharomycetes, Saccharomycetales, Saccharomycetaceae. The transcript has a single exon.